AGUAAACAGCUCGCCUCUGCACACCUUAUCACUCUCGUGCAGGCACGUAACCGCGUGGCGCUAUCCAUGAUAUCUAAAAAAUAACAAGCCCAGCGCAAGCUGCUUCAGAAGCAUUUGUUGCGUGUUUGUCCUCCAGUUAUGCAGACAGACAACAGAAAGCAGGAGUGUUCCUGUUUACAGAGAAGACAGAAAGGACGAUGAACAACCGCCUGGCCCGGCUUUGGACACUUUACGUGAUGUCCUGCGCCAUCGUAACAGCGAGCACUGUCCAGGGCGCACGACAUUUCGAAAAGAAAGUGUCUAUAAUGCUGAAAGAGGUGCCAGAGAACCCCAAGUGCUUUGCUGAGGGCAGGAAAGACUUCAUCUGCUUCUGGGAGGAAGACGAGGAGAGGGCCGGAUCUGUGGAUCAGUACACUUUCACAUACACCUACCAAAAAGAAAACAGUAACAGGUGCCCACUGAGAGCCCUGCAUGCUGCGGGCGGGAAGACGCUGUUCAUGUGCCAUCUGAAUCGAACCCAGAUGUUUGUCCAAAUGGACAUACAAGUUCAUCGAGAGGGAACACUGAUCCACAACCGCAGCCUCCUUGUUGAGCUUGUCUUUCUUCUGGACCCUCCAGCUAAUGUGACAGUAAGCCGUUUGGGUCAGCAAGGCCAGCUAAAUGUUAGCUGGGUGCCUCCCCCUCUUAAAUACAUGGAUGACAGUAUGAUGUACGAGGUUAGCUAUUCUACAUCUGACAGCUUCAAGUGGCAGGUAGAGGUAGCAAAAGCAAACUCAAAAAUGAUCCUGAGAGGCUUGCAGCCAGGUACAAAUUACAAAGUGCGAGUCCGUGUAAAGCUCGAUGGGAUAAGUUAUAACGGCUAUUGGAGUGCCUGGAGUGAUCCUGUGUACAUGGAAACACCGCCUGCAGAACUUGACCUGCUCAUUGUUUCCCUGACUCUUAUCAUCUCUUUCAUCCUCAUUGUCCUGUCUCUCACAAUGCUUCUGUACCAUCGCAAAUUUCUUGUAAAAAAGAUUUGGCCAAAUAUCCCAACUCCUGAUGGCAAAUUCCAAGGCCUUUUCACUGUCUAUGGUGGGAACUUUGAGGAGUGGCUGGGCCAGUUCAAUGGAGGGUUAAGGCUGACUCAAGGUUUUCUAAACUCAGAAGAAUGCCCUUCUCUCCUGGAAGUUCUCUCAGAGCUAAGCCUGUGCCCCUCACGGCCUUCCCCACCUCUGCCACCCAAGGCCUCUAGAGCUUUAACUACAGGCGGACAGGAUGAAAGGGAUGCAAAGAAAGGGCUGGAGAGGAGAGUGCCAUUGCAAAGGGGGGAUUCAGCUUCAUCAGAGGGAUGGAGAGUCACACCCCAUGACCACUGGCUAAUGGACUGUUUACGGGCUCUCCAACAUGACACAAUUCCUAGUUCCCAGUCCUCUCUGCUGGAAUCUCGAGAUGCUUAUGUCACCCUGAGCACCAACAACUGCAUCAAUGAUGAACACCUGGAUGACAUUCUUGAAGAGGCCUCCCCCCUUGAGGUGCUUUUUGCUUCAAAAAAGACAGUGCUAGGUGAAUCCCAUUCUGACCUGGGAUCUGUUCAGCAUAGCUCUGGGUCAGGCAGACUAUCAUCGCAGUCUAGCCUUGAGUAUCCAAACCACGCCUGGAAGCCCAGAGGUCCCGGAUACAUCUACAUGGCAGUUGCAGAUUCUGGAGUCUCUAUGGAUUACAGUCCCAUGAGUAGAACAGAUGACAUUGGAAAAAUGGUUAUCUACACCAAUGAAUAUAAGAAUGAUGUUCCUGCUCAUCGGAGACCAUUCCUGUCAAGGCAGCAUCCUGUCAAUGAUGAUGAUGGCUAAGAUGAUGCAAAGAUGGAAAGUUUCAACAUGGACUACAGCUUCAAACAGGCUCUGUGAAGACAUUUGAAUUUAACCCUAAGUUAUGUAAACCCUCAUCAACUGUUAAGAAAGGUGUUCUAAGAAAUCAGGAGCAGACUUUAAGGAUAGGGCUGGUGAUACUUUAACAUGUAAAGAAUAGAGAAAACUAGCAACAACCCCGUCCCUAAGUGUUACCUGUUUGCUGUAGCCUGAUAGCUAUAGCUACACUUCAGAAUGGUAAGAUAAUAAAUUAAGGUACACCAUUUGCGUGAUGUAAGCUUUUCCCAACAUUAAAGUCACAUAAAUAAUUAAGCCCAAAGAUUAUCAGUCUAAUAUGUAACUUCAUCACUAGGGGAGAGGGGUGAGGGGUUGAGCAUAAUUAUACAGAAAAAACACAAGGUUUGAAUCUCAAAACAAUUGGCUUACACAUUUCUGCAUGGCUAAAAAUUUUUUUAAAAAUGUGUUUGGAAUAUUUUUUUCCUAAUUACAUACUUUUUUAUGGGUCACAUCAUUGUGUCCUCAUCACAGCAUAUGUUUUGAGAGAAUACUUAUGUUAAAUAUCUCUUUUAUUCCUCUGGGGUUUGCUUUCAAGAUAUAUUUUAUUUAGUGCUCUUGGUUUCUCAGAGUCAAAUAUUUUUUCUGCACUGAUUUUUUUAGUGUAUUUUUGUUUUUGUAAAAUACUUUCAGUGAUAUCAACCAUUGAUGUCUCACUUGCUUUAUUAGUAGUUUCCCACCUGAAGGCUAGGACCCCUUAAAUUGUUACAACAUAAGCAAAACAGAAAAAUAUUCUAUUGUUUUAUUGUUUAAUAAUUUUUUAAACAUAGAUUUAAGACACUGAACAUUUCAACUUAUUAAAUCGUGUACAUGUAAAAAUACUGGUCCUGUUGUCUUUAAAAGCAUGGGCAGCAUAACAACAUAUUUAAUCAGUGUAAACACAACAAGUGUAAGUGAAGACUGACUUUAAUCAUGUUAACUUGCCAAUUUGCCAGCGCAGUCAUGUCAGGUAGAAGAAGGGCAAAGAUUUACAAUUGAAAUCAGGAACAAUGCUUAACUUUUAAGGCAGUGCGGCAGGUACUAUUAAACUGUACAAUUACACUGUAGCUUAACUUAUCGUCUCCAGAAACACCCAAGACCUUCAAUUAAAAGCUGAGCAAUGCCAAAAAAGCAAUUUCUGUGAACAAAACUAGUCUGCAGGUGAAGCAACUGAUCUUCAAAAACCACUCCA
Molecule: messenger RNA, 3072 nt
Organism: Cheilinus undulatus (humphead wrasse)
Lineage: Eukaryota; Metazoa; Chordata; Actinopteri; Labriformes; Labridae
Gene: epor
Product: erythropoietin receptor
Exons: 8
Coding region: 198-1829 (543 amino acids)
Biological process (GO): positive regulation of cell population proliferation; cytokine-mediated signaling pathway; hemopoiesis
Cellular component (GO): membrane; external side of plasma membrane
Molecular function (GO): cytokine receptor activity; protein binding
Source: RefSeq, a predicted model, not a curated record